AUGUCUGCUUCAUCGAGGAAUCGCACAGUGAUGAGCUCUGGAAAGUCAUCUACUGCCAGAGGCGAACGAAUUCAAGACGUCACCACGAUGCCACCAGUAAAAGACUUGAAGUUUUUCGACCCAUGCGCCGCUACGGCCUCCAUGUUUCUCUAUGCGCAAGGCGCCUCUGUUGUAUGCUCCCACCAUGACACUCUGACCAUUGAGCGAAGGUUUUCAAGACAUUCACAUCCGAUUCAAUUACUUGCUGUCGAUAACCAGAGUGAAACUGGUGGCGGCCGUCUUGUUGUUAGUUACGAUGCCAACCAACUAGCAAUUGUCUGGGAUUUAAUGACUGGCGAUGAGGUCGCCCGAUUUACAUCCUAUGAGACGUUAACUACUGCUGCAUGGAUGCGCAAUGGGAAUGUAGCUUUUGGAAACACGCAAGGAAGCAUCAUCCUUUUUGAGCCCACCACCUCAGAACAUAUUUCUUCAAGAACAAUUGAUCAAAUUGCGGUUACGGCGCUAGCCCCUUCCGCUGACUGCAGAACAUUCGCGAUUGGGUAUCAAAAUGGAUCUCUGCUAAUAGCAAAUUUGCAACCGAGAUUUACCAUAAUGCACAGCUUUUCAACAUCGAGAGCGCCGUCGCCCAUAGUAACACUUGCAUGGCAUGCUUCCUCAUCACGUCAAAAAUCGGACAUGUUGGCUGUGCAAACACAUGACGGUGACCUUCGGGUUUGGAGUGUGGCAAAAAAUUACACCUCUGAGGAAGACGUCAAAGUGGUGAGAAUACUUCGACGCCGAGACAGCUCCGUGCCUGGACCCAACUGGAUGGGUUGGUCAAAGAACGGCCGUAUCAUCCAGUUCUCAGACUCGGAAACCCUAUCGUGGGAUGUACGAACGAAACAUGUUACCUUUGAUUCCAUUCCCACUUUGGAGCAUGUGAAAGGUUUAGCGGUUUAUGGCCCAGGUGCGACGCUUUUCACAGUAGGACCAAAUGGGACGGUUCAGCAGUUUGAUCUUAAUUCGCCUUCCAUCAUGGUUGCAAACGUCCAACACCCCAUAACACUCUUACCACCGUCGCCUCCCAACUCAAUUGAAGAACCUGGUAAUAAGUCGGCACAUUCAGUCACUACUAUCCAUACGUCUGAAUCAGAAUCCAGCUCUGUGCCGUUUGAGGUAGGCGUUUCUGAAAGCGACGAGGACCAGAUGUCACCGUUUGCUCGUUUCUCUCGCCGACCUCAUCUUGACUCUUCUGGAGGUGAGAUGUCUUAUGAUUCUGGAAGCCCGGUAUCCAGUCGCAGCGGGGUGUCGUCUCUUUCCAAGUCGUCUGCUGGUUCACGGACACCAGGCCAUCACCCAGGAUCUUUGAGGUCUAGAGGAAUGACAGAGAACACUUAUAUCUCUGCUGGUUCAUCCCUCAGAUCAUCAACUGUUGGUCGAAAGGAACAGGAUAAUUACUCUAUGGGCUAUUCGCUACCUUCAACAAGCGGGCCAUCCAUGACAUCGUCAAGGUCCAGACACAGACCGUCUCGACUAAGACACGAGGUGCCCCGAAGUCCUGACGACAACAAGGUGCAUGACUUGUUUAAAUUCACACGUACCCGCUUAAGCGACAUUCCUUACAAGCAUCCUAUGCGAUCUGACAACUCUCGCCUGACAAACGAUGAUUUGAGAAAGCAAAUGCUGAGUACGAUCUUUGGAUGGCAUAAACCGGUGGAAGACUUGAUUAGGGAUGAAAUGAGCAGGCACCCAGCCGGCUCCGCGGGCCGUAUUCUUCUAGCAAAGUGGCUUGGCGAUAUAGAUGCCGAUAUUAUGGUAGGCUCGUCUGAGAACAUGAGCUCGUCAGACUGGAUGCUACUUGCUCUGAGCGGUAUCGGUGGUCAGCAGUCGCAGCACAAACUUGGGCGGGCUUAUGUUCAGCGUUUGCUGGAAAGCGGUGAUGUGCACGUGGCUGUUACUAUUAUGCUCGGCAUGGGCGAUGACAACGACGCCAUCGAGGUUUAUGUGUCUCACAAGCGCUACAUGGAGGCUCUGAUCCUUACCUGUCUUACAUACCCGGGUGUUUGGGAACGUCAGGCUGCCAUAAUUCGCAAAUGGGGUGAAUGGGCUGUGCAACAUGGCCAGCAGCAACUGGCUAUACGGUGCUUUGCUUGUACAGACCAGGAAUCUACCGAACCCUGGAGUUCCCCUUCGGCGGUUCAGCUAAACUUCCAGAGCAUCACGGCGAGCAUUCCCGAGAUCCUAAGCCCGCCUCUGUCGCCGCCGGGGAUUCAACGAGGCCCUCAGCGCAGCAUUGCCAAGACGUCUGCACUUAAGCUUAUUACUUCUUUUGGUGACCAGAGCAAAAAGUCGCGAUUCUAUUCCCAGGGAGAUGGAGGACAGACACCAAUCGCGGCUGGGGUUACUCCGAUUGCUGAGUCGGCCAUUUCCCCAGGUGGUUAUGAUGCAGCCACGGCAUUUUUGCGUCCAUCAACCAACAGCCGAUUCAACACACCUACUUCCGCCCGACCUAGCGGUUCGAGUUAUGGACGCGGCAGACUUCCGUCGAUUGGAGAAGUUCCACUGGACUUGAACCGUGAGACGCUCCAAGCGGCGGAGAAAGCUAACCAAAAGGAAGUCCGGCAGGGGCAUCUGCGCAUGUCAUCAGCGGAACAAGAUACUUUGGCGGCAGGUAUUUCACUGCAGCGAGCUGCAACAGCCAGUCCAAUGAUGAUGAGAGAUGGCUACCAGAGGGUCGUAAAGGGCUACGAAGGCGAGCGGCCUCCGUCACCCAACCAAGAUAUCCUGAGCAGAAUGCAGGAGGCUCGUUCGAACCAUAGAAACGGCUCGCGUGACCGCAUUCCUCGAGGUAUCAACCUCCAACUCAAGCCUCUGGAACAGCAGGCUAUGGGAGAAGUGACGUCUCCAGAACAGUCCGUUGCCUCUUCUACUCGCUUCCAUUGGCCCUCAAGACGUCGUGGUCCGGGAUCAGUCGCAAGCUCCAUAACGUCUACAUCAAGCGCGGGAAGGAGCCUACGGGCAAACCAGAGACAUCGAGACGACUACAUUCAUAGCCUGGAAGCUGCCAAUCACUACUCCAAGAGGAAUCGUAGCCGUGGUGGAAGCACAGAGCGAGCUCGCGAUUCAUCCCGUGGCCGCCACGGCAGCCGGGAAAGACGCACAAAGUCGAGAGAAGCAUCCGAGGAGCGCGGGCGAACCUCCGCACGAGCCUGGACAAAGCCCAAGAGAUCACCAACCUCCCCUAUUCCCAUGUCUCCAGAGGACCUCGCCAACCUGAGUACACCCAAGUACUUUGACGUCGGCGACCCGGCUACAGCUAGGAAGUCAAGCGGUACCAAAGCAAAAACCGGCAGCAGAACCUCCAGUCGCGGCAGUCAACGCCGCAGUCCCGACGGCCGGGCUCGACCAGCUGCGCUGGACAUUCGAGGCAGAACUCAUGGGCAAGAAGACUCUCAUCAACGAUCUCCGUCGUCUCCCGUGCCCCUCUCGGCAACUGCGGCGUUACAUUAUCAAGGCUCCGAAGAUGAAGAGGAUUUCAAAAAAGCCAUGCAAGAGCAGGAAAGCUUUAGAGCGAAGCACAGCCGAAGCGCAAGCCGCGGCCUCAACUCUCCCAUUGUUACUAAACGGGAAAGAUCUGAGAGCCGUCGCAGAGAAGCCGCGGAGGCACUUGACACCCUUCCACCUCUUGUUGCCCAUGCUCGUGCCGCGUCCACUGAGCACGCAGGAGACUUAAGACAGAUGAAAGAUGAGCGUCAGAGGAAGAAGGAACAAGCAGCCCGUGAGCUUGAAGAACGUCGAAAGUCACUUGCGAAAAGGCCACAGGCACCUCAGAUCCCUCACCCAAACGAGAUCAACAACUCCAACCUACGAAUUGGUGUUGAAAUGGCUGACCCAAAAGACCUCGACGACUUGCCCCCUCGUUGUGCGACAGAGCCGCCAAAAAGCAUGUAUGCGAGAAGUGGCCCUCACAUUGGCCUCCCAGCAACUCCGAAGGCCAUGAGAUUAAUUCUUGAAGCCGAGAGUAGUAGCAAGAUGAACAUUGGUGCUCCAGAAGUGCCGCAAAUACCGCCAAAGUACAGUCAAACUGAAUCGGCCGGGCCAUCACCACAAAAGGAAGAAAGUGUGCAGCCAUUGACGUUGCUUCCAUCCACGGUGUAUCAACCACCACAGAAACUAGCCAUACCUCGAAGCAUGUCAGCCCCUAUUCCCGACGAGCCCAGCCCAAACCGAUAUUCAAGAAAGGCCAGCGCUGGUGAAAUCCGAGGUAUCGACGAGGUAGUGCAAGGUGGACGACGCCGUUCACAGGAAGAACCAGCACCGCCGCCUCCUCCUCCAGCUCCUUCGGCACCACCAAUGCUGAAAGAGCUACAGCACUUGGCCAUUCCACCGCCUCCUCCUCCUGCUCCUCUGCCACAUGCACAGAGAUCACACAAAGGCGGAGCCCUCGCUUCAGGGAUGAUUGAGAUUGUGAUGGAUGAGGAUGACAAUGCCCCCAUUGCUGCAGCCCCUAACGAUGGCAUGGUGCCCGUUCUUGCGCCACCAGCACCUCCCUCCAGGGGCCACAACCGCGGACGAAGUGUAGGGGAUGGAAGCUUUACUGGACGGCUGUCGCGGACCGGAGAGCGCGUCAGGUCGGCGAGCCGCAGUCGCAAAGACUCCAGAGCGAGCAUCAAGUCGCCACCGCUGGAGAUUCCGGCGGAUGGAGCCUACAGAGCGAGCAUGCUUCGAUCACCCGUUGCGGGAGUGCCUCCGCCAAUGAUGUAUGAUCCUGACGUGAUUCGGUCUCCGAUUGAGUCGAGUGGAAAACACAUGUCGACCGGGUUGCACGAAAGCGAAAUGUUUUAA
Molecule: messenger RNA, 4824 nt
Organism: Pochonia chlamydosporia 170
Lineage: Eukaryota; Fungi; Ascomycota; Sordariomycetes; Hypocreales; Clavicipitaceae
Product: WD domain-containing protein
Exons: 4
Coding region: 1-4824 (1607 amino acids)
Biological process (GO): positive regulation of transcription by RNA polymerase II
Cellular component (GO): nucleus
Molecular function (GO): transcription factor binding
Source: RefSeq, a predicted model, not a curated record